Molecule: messenger RNA, 996 nt
Organism: Brenthis ino (lesser marbled fritillary)
Lineage: Eukaryota; Metazoa; Arthropoda; Insecta; Lepidoptera; Nymphalidae
Source: the annotation of a GenBank genome assembly
AUGGUCGCCUUUAUUUAUUUUGUUGUUUAUCUUAUUUUAAAUGGAUUUCAUGGAGCAGCAACAAAUAAAAAACUCAUAAUAGAUCAAGAUGGAGGUGCUGACGAUGCUAUGGCAAUAUUCAUGGGAGUACUGAACGAAAAAUAUUUUCAAGGGCCAGAAAUAGUAGCAAUAACUACAACACAUGGCAAUGUUGAUGAGAAGCAAGCUUUUAAUAAUACACAAAGAAUACUGACUGUUGCAGACAGGAGAGAUAUUCCUAUAUACAGAGGUAGUUCGAGUUCCUUAAUACGUAACUAUCCAUCAGAUAAUUUUUUUGGUUAUGAUGGACUUGGUGAUACUUUAAAAGAGGAUUUCAAACCAAUUGCUGCUCAAAAAGAUCAUGCUGUAUUUGGACUUAUUGAGAUGUCCAAGAAAUUUAAAGGAGAACUUAUUAUAGUGACUUUGGGUGCUCUGACAAACAUUGCUUUGGCAAAAAAAAUUGAUCCUGACUUUAUGUCAAGAUUGUCCCAUUUAUAUAUUGCAGCUGGACAUAUAUACAGUGAUGAUUUCCAAGAACCAGAAUUCAAUGCGCUUAGAGACGUGGAAUCAUACCGUAUAGUAUUGGAAAAGAGUGAUCCUGAAAAAACAACUGUAAUUCCGUUUUCACAGAUUCUUGAAUAUCAAAAUAUUUCUAAGGAAUGGAGACAAGACAUUUUAGGAAGUAUUAAUACAAAAAUAAUGCGAAACCAAAAUAUAUAUGAAACAAAGUCUUUAAACAGUAGUUCUUCUUGGAGUCUUCUAGAUCCUUCUGCUAUGGCAAUAGCUUUAAAUGAAGACUUAAUUGUUAAAGAUACACUUUAUUCUAAGAAUGAUAUUAUUUUGUGUGGAGAAAAACGAGGCGUGAACACCAAUGACUUCACAUCAACAACAGAUGCCAAUUGCAAAGUAGUAUAUAAAGUCCGAAAACACGAAUACAAACAAUUUUUAUAUGAUUUAUUUUCAGCCGAGUUGUAUAAU